CAUGCACAAACAGUAUCACUUGAGUGGAUGAGCUGUCAGUUUCUGGAUCAUUACCAGCCCCUAGAUGUGGCCAUACAGCUACUAUGGUUGAGAAACGGUUGCUUGUUUAUGGUGGUAGAGGUGGUGGUGGGCCAAUCAUGGGUGAUUUAUGGGCCUUGAAAGGUCUUUUUGAAGAAGAGAAUGAAGUACCUGGAUGGACCCAAUUGAAGCUUCCAGGUCAAGCACCAUCUCCUCGUUGUGGGCAUACACUUACCUCUGGAGGGCACUAUCUGUUGUUAUUUGGAGGACAUGGAACUGGUGGUUGGCUGAGCCGUUAUGACAUAUAUUACAAUGACUGCAUUGUUUUGGACAGAGGUAAUAAUUCUUCGACAUGCCAUUUUUGAGCUCUAUUUGUUUUGUGCCAUCAUGCAAGCAACCCGUCUAUUUUUUUUUUGUGUGCUAGUGAUGUCUAAUUUACUUGUAUUUGUUAGAAUGAGUUGAGAUAAUCUAUUACUAUGUUGUUUCUACACCAUUGGUACCUACAUGUGAACUUUAGCAAUCUCUAACUUUAGGAAUUGAUGACUUGUUGGAUUAUUCACAAUGGGUAACUUGGAGGGUGGCAACUUCACUUUUUCGUCAUGCAAUGUUAAGCUUAAAAAUGAAGUAUUGAAUAUUAAUAGAAUUUAGCUAGGCCCAAGAAUGCAACUUGAUUAUCAACUUCUUAAUCCUACUCGCUUUAAAAUUUCCUAAAGAAAAAGUGUAGGAAAGAUUAAGAUUAAUUUGCUUACGUAGGAUUUGGAAAUAAGAUCAUGUACGUCAGUUGUUAAUGUAAUAAGUCUUAAGUAAUAUAUGUAAGGUUUUGUUGCAUCAUAUAAUAAAAAAAUUGAGGAACUCUCAAAGUAUUUUAUUAAUUAAUUGAAUU
This is a messenger RNA of Carica papaya (papaya), 901 nucleotides long. Lineage: Eukaryota; Viridiplantae; Streptophyta; Magnoliopsida; Brassicales; Caricaceae. The record is from RefSeq and is a predicted model, not a curated record.